ACAAGUAGAUCCGAGCUGCUAGAAGUAGACGACGAGAUGGUAACGAUAGUUAGCUCAGUCUGCCUUGAAGUCAGUUAGCUCAGAUUCACUCGUCCGAACGACGCACCACUAGAGCGACGGUCGCAAGUGCAUCUGUGUAGAUGAGGUCGAGGCUGGCCGUUAGCGUUCCUUCGAAUGGACUGAUCGUCGAACAGGAAGAAGUGUUUUGCUCGCUGAUAUCAUGGCGUCCAAUCGCCAGAAAGAUUUCAAGAGGCUCUCCAGCUCAGUGGGUCAGAUGCGGAAGAGACGCGAGAGUGAUGCUUCUCAGCUUCAGAAGAGCAGACGAGGCGAAGAGCAUCUAAAGCGAAGAAACCUGCUAGCAGUGUCCACCGAGAAAGAUACGGAGCAGCAACACGAGGCAAUGGAUGUGGAAGUCCUACCAUGCCUGCAAGAUUGCGACACGCUAGUGGAGAAGCUGAUGCACGGUGACUUUGAUACUCAGCUACAAGCAGCGCAGCACUGCCGCCGGCUUGUCUCAACAAAGAAUGAUGAGGCAAUCGACAGGCUAGUCCAACUCCAAGUUUGCCCAUUGUGCGUGGCACGGCUGAGAGAACCUCCAGCAACAAGUACAGACUUCAUGCUUGAGCUGGUUUGGAUUCUGACCAACAUUGCAUCCGGCAGCUCUGACUGCACAGCUGCUGUUGUCAAUGCUGGUGCUGUACCCGUACUCAUGAGCGUUCUAAGCAUCCGCUCAGUGGACAACAGCGAAGCCAUGCUUGUUGAGCAGAGCCUCUGGGCAUUGGGCAACAUUGCUGGGGACAACAGCAACAAGCUAGCCUACAGGGAUAUGCUGCUCGAUGCUGGUGUUGUGAGUGCGGUGACCAGUGCAAUGUUGACCUAUAGCGGGAGAGUGUCAGUGAUCCGUAAUGCAGCGUGGCUCCUGUCAAACCUAUGCAGGGCGUGCAUGUUCCUGCUGGAGUUGAUGCCUAUUAGGCCGCUCAUACCUGUCUUGCUGGAGUGCAUGCUAUGCGAUGAUGACGAGGUGGUCAGCAAGGCCAACCAUGCCAUUGGCUACCUAGCUACGACCAAAUCCGCACCAAUAAGAGAAGAGCUGCUGCAAAGCGGAGUGGCCGGUCCACUGAUAAACUGUCUUUCGCAUGGAAAAGUCGGAGUUGUCUCCCAAGCACUGCGAUCGCUUGGCAGUCUACUGUGCUGCGACAAUGAUCAGUCCCAGGUGAUAAUCGAUGCCGGCAUAUUGCCAGGUCUGCGUCCUCUUCUGUCCUGCGACUAUCAUGCAAUCUGCAAGGAUGCUGUGCGGGCAGUAUCCAACAUUGUGGCCGGCACCAGCCAGCAGAUACAGUGCGCUGUCGAUGCGAAAGUAUUCCCCAAGGUGGUGCGGCUCCUUCGUCACACUCGCAGAGAAGUUGUCACCGAAGCCCUGUGGUCAGUCGACAACGUGCUAGUUGGUGGCACGCAGGAGCAAGCCAACUAUGUGGCAGACCUUGAUUGCCACUCGGGACUUGCUACCAUUCUGAAGUUUCCGGACUCAGAUCUAGUGUGUCUAGCUUUGAACGUCCUGGGGAACCUUCUCAAACUGGACAAACGUCGGAAAGAGGCAGGAAAGGUGGCAGCCGCUUUCGAAGAAUGCAAUGGAGUGGAGAACCUGUGGAAACUCGUCAACAGCGAGAACGAUAAGAUUUCAGAAAUGGCUGAUGGUCUUCUUACCAAGUACUUCACAGACACAUAGGGACAUGCAACAUCACUCUCUCUGUGUCUCUGUCUCUCUGUCGGUCUGUCUGUCUGUCUGUCUCUCACACUGUACACGAAUUGCAAGUGAAGGAGAGAAACGUGGAAAUGCAAACUACAAGCCAUCAAAUUCACCAGAACUGAAGCGAUUGAUUAUACUUCAAGUAAUAGUCUUGAUUUGUAGGAAACUUGGGCACUGCCGAUGUGGGAGGUACUAUUUUCGUAUAUUUUUGACCCCCUCCCCUACCCCAACUUUGUUACUGCAGACAUAUUCUGAUUUCAUACCAAAUUAACUAACCGCCCAUCUAACAGAUGAAUUUCAAGUGGUUAUAUACUUUCAGCUUUAUGACCGGAACUUCUGCACAGCAGGCCAUGAAAUACCAGUUCUCACUAGCCCAGUACUCGUUGCAAGUACAGUAUGUGUAUAAACAAAAUUGAAUUUGGAAAUUUUAUUUUUGGAAGAUACGUUGAAGUAUAUUACUUAG
Sycon ciliatum is the source of this 2210-nucleotide messenger RNA. RefSeq names its product importin subunit alpha-5-like. The transcript is spliced from 13 exons. Gene Ontology annotation, cellular component: nucleus; cytoplasm. Lineage: Eukaryota; Metazoa; Porifera; Calcarea; Leucosolenida; Sycettidae. Gene Ontology annotation, molecular function: nuclear import signal receptor activity; protein binding. Gene Ontology annotation, biological process: NLS-bearing protein import into nucleus. The record is from RefSeq and is a predicted model, not a curated record. Bases 221 to 1726 code for a protein of 501 amino acids.